CGAUGUACUUGAGCAGGGGAGGACAAUGCAGCCGAGGCGGCGCCCAGACCCCAUGUUUGGGAAGACAGGUAGUACCAUUUGCAGUGACGCCUCACUGUGCCCAAGCGGAUGUGUCGGCCGGGUUUUUCUACGAAAUUGAUCAUGACAAGCUAUCAUCAAAGCACCCAGAACAGCUCAAGCUAGUUUGUGUAGCCAUGGUGAGUGAAAAGGCUUGCUUAAGCGUAUCGCUGAGAUUCCCCAGCAUUUGCUCUCUGAGAAAGCACUUCAGCUCUGGUCACCAGACCGACAAAAAGAAAAUGCCAGCGCUGGACGAGAAAUAUGUGUUGGGGUCAGACAUUGCCGGCGAACUGCUCGUGAGGAGGAUCGCAGCGGAGGAGUUGGCAGAGAGGAAAAGCUCGUGGGGCUUCUGGGCGUCGGGCCCUGCCCCUGUCAUUCCUGGGUUGGGCACUGGGCUCGCCAACAAGGGCUCGUGCUGGUCUGAGCUUAAGUGCAAUGGGAUGGUCCGGUGGGGGAAGCGCCGGCAAGUCAGAUUCCUCAGUAGGCACGCCGAUAACGAUGACAACCUAAAACUUCUGUCGCAGAGCGUCGAGCAUCGGCAAACUGAAAAAGAGAAGGACAGCUAUUUGGAUGAUGAAGAAACGACUGAAGAUCGGGAGAUAGAGGUUGAGAAGGGUCCAGAAGUGAAAGAAAAAAAGGAUGAAAAAGUGGAGGAUGAGGCAAAUGAGGACGGAGAUGAAGAAGAAACGGAACCUUCAACAGAGAUCGUCACUAGGACGACCCGGAAGAGAAAGUGCAAAGGACAGAAAAGGACACGGGCGAGCAAAAGAGCUAAGCGCGACCAAAAAUCGCAAUUCGUGAAGGUUCAUUCACACGGCGAGCGAAAGGUGAUCAAAGGCUCUAUAGAUAGGUGGUCUGCAGAGAGGUAUAAGUUGGCGGAGCAAAACAUGCUGAAGAUACUGAAGGAGAAGCAGGCAGUAUUCGGGAAUCCGAUCCUGAGGCCAGCUCUGAGAUCAGAGGCGCGAAAGCUCAUAGGAGACACGGGUCUGUUGGAUCACCUGCUGAAGCACAUGGCAGGGAAGUUGGCACCGGGCGGGGCGGAGAGGUUCCGGAGGAGGCACAACGCGGAGGGCGCGAUGGAGUACUGGCUGGAGAGCGCGGACCUGGUGGAUGUGAGGAAGGCAGAGGGCGUGGAGGAUCCAUACUGGACUCCGCCUCCCGGGUGGAAACCCGGGGAUAGUCCCACCCAGGACCCGACCUGUGCCCGGGAGAUCAAUCAGCUAAAAGAAGAGAUAGCCAAUUUGAAGAGAGAUGUGCAAGAGUUGGUGUCCCAAAGGCAAGAGGAAGAUCUCGCUGUGGAGACCACGCCAACAUCUUGCAUGUCUUGUUUGAACUUGGACCAUGAUAGCCCUUUAGUUCCAGUGAAGGAAAUGUAUGUUGAAUUGAAGAAAAGGAAGGCCACAAUGGAGGACCAGCUCCGGGAGGUCUCGCAACUUGUUUGUGCAGUGGAGCAAUGGAUGAAGCAGCAGGAGGCGAUGGACACGGUGAAAUUGAAAACAGCUGCAGAAUCAAGAGCCUCACAAGAAUCGGAAGGAACAACAAUGCCAUCAUCGAUAAUGAAUCCAAGAACCAGAGGAUCAUCCGAAAUCGAAUCACGGGUAGGGGCAGAAGAAAGGAAGAAGAAACUAGCAGAUGCAGCAAUGACAGAUGAAUCAGAAAAAGGACCAGAGGAGGAAGAAGACAAAUUGCACUACCGAGACACAGCAACAGCGACCAUAACAACAGGGACGGAGGACAAAACAGCCAAGAUAGAGAGGCUAAAGAGUGGGUUCAGGAUCUGCAAGCCUCAGGGCACAUUCCUCUGGCCCAGCAUCACCACCACCACCACCACCACCACCUCCCCACCGUCUGAGCUGGUGCUCCGCCUCCACGACCUCCUUGUGGCCCCCACUCCCCCGUCAGUCUCCUCCUCAACCACCUCACCUCCACUUCAGCCUACUUCGCCGGUCAAGCCACUAGCUGAGAAACGCCCGGUUAACCUCACUAUUCUGCCCACCACUACUACUCCACCAACUCAUCCCCGGCCGGUUCCAAUGACCUCUCCGAGAUCUCUCCUUAACCUCAACGAAGUCCCCACCAACCAGAACAUCGGUGACUAUAGCGGAUUAUGCAGCGGAAUCUCUAACGACAAUAGCAACAGCAUUCCGUCAAAUUCAUUGGCUGCCCUCACGUAUAAAAGAAGACAACACAGUUCGGCGCUGAAUCCUUCCGACAAUGCUCCUAUUCCUGCUCUUCCAGUGCCGUCGAAGGGACCGGCAGGAGCAUUGGAGAUGAACCCCUAUCGGAGGAUCGACGAUGCAAGGAGAGUGAUCAUGAGUUCCAAUCCCAUUGACUACCUCGGAGCGACGCCAUGGGAUCGACCAUAA
Messenger RNA from Rhodamnia argentea, 2423 nucleotides. RefSeq names its product protein DYAD. Gene Ontology annotation, biological process: meiotic cell cycle; reciprocal meiotic recombination; meiotic sister chromatid cohesion. The transcript is spliced from 8 exons. Lineage: Eukaryota; Viridiplantae; Streptophyta; Magnoliopsida; Myrtales; Myrtaceae. The coding region runs from base 3 to 2423 and encodes 806 amino acids. The record is from RefSeq and is a predicted model, not a curated record.